AUGGCAUCGUUGCUAUAUCCUUAUGGGAAAGACCAAGGGGACUCAGUAAACCCCAAAGCAGAUGAUGGGAAUUCUCCAGAGAUCUUCACCAAAAUGCCAUUCUCCUUCUAUGGCAAGAAAUACCACUCCUUUUUCGUCAACAACAAUGGGGUUGUCUCCUAUGGAAAUAAUGUCUCCCAAUACACACCUGAUCCUUUCCCUCUGGGUGAUGCAGUACCCUUUGUUGCCCCAUAUUGGGCUGAUGUUGACAAUAACAUCGCUGGAGACAUCUUCUGGAGACAGACUCAGGACCCAGUGCUGCUUAAUCGGUUCACUGUAGAAAUCAAAGUGUACUUCCCUGAUAUCCGUUUCCAGCCCAUAUGGAUGUUUAUUGCGACCUGGGAUGGGGUAGCCUUCUUUGGAUCGGCUACAGAUAAGGUCAACACCUUCCAGGCUGUCUUGGCCACCGAUGGAGAAAUAGCCUUUAUCAUGCUGAACUAUGCUGAUAUACAGUGGACCACUGGAAUAGCAAGCGAUGGAGACCCCACGACAGGACUUGGAGGAAUCCCGGCUCAGGCUGGCUUUGACUGCGGGGACAAAACCAAUUACUACAACAUCCCCGGUUCCCGGACUCCCGAGAUUAUCAAUAUUGGGGACACUACCAAUGUGGGUGAACCAGGUCGCUGGGUGUUUCAGGUGGACCAGUUGUUUACUGGAGCUCCCACAGCGAAAAGCGAUUGCUUGGCUAAAUAA
Candoia aspera is the source of this 732-nucleotide messenger RNA. RefSeq names its product sushi, nidogen and EGF-like domain-containing protein 1. Gene Ontology annotation, biological process: cell-matrix adhesion. NCBI's taxonomy places the organism in Eukaryota, Metazoa, Chordata, Lepidosauria, Squamata, Candoiidae. The record is from RefSeq and is a predicted model, not a curated record. The transcript has 5 exons. Bases 1 to 732 code for a protein of 243 amino acids.